This is a messenger RNA of Trichophyton verrucosum HKI 0517, 11910 nucleotides long. RefSeq lists its product as uncharacterized. The transcript has 6 exons. Gene Ontology annotation, molecular function: ubiquitin-protein transferase activity. Lineage: Eukaryota; Fungi; Ascomycota; Eurotiomycetes; Onygenales; Arthrodermataceae. The record is from RefSeq and is a predicted model, not a curated record. Gene Ontology annotation, biological process: positive regulation of protein catabolic process; proteasome-mediated ubiquitin-dependent protein catabolic process; protein polyubiquitination. Bases 1 to 11910 code for a protein of 3969 amino acids.
AUGGGGAGAAUUGAGAAGGUGGCUAGCUCUAAGCAUGAGGCUACGAUUUCGCCGGCUAUAGCUCAGUAUUCUAAGAAAGCUAUUGAGAUUUCUGUCGCCGAACUACCGUCGUACCUCGCAACAUUUCCUCGCCAGUGGCCGUUUCCGCGGGGGGACCUAUAUCACUGGAUCGGUGUGUUGAAUCGAUUUGACGAGCUAUUGGCGCGUGUCGUCACGAAAUAUGGACUAGAUGAGGGACCUCAGUCGAAGCCCUUUGGUCGACUUGUUCUUGUCGAAGAUUCUGUUUCUACAAGCCUAGUUUCUAAUGAUGAGGAGGGCGAACGGAAACUUGACCAACUGGGGCUAGGGCCUGAAGGUGAUAGAGAGCUAGUAGAGUCCAUACUGGAUUUCUCACGGCUCCUAUUAGAGAAGUGUGGCAACCGCAGCUUGUUCAGCAGCAGCGAGCGUUUGAAUGCUUUUCUGAACUCAACAUCCCUCAGUCUAAUUCAAUGCACUCUACGACUGUCUCUCUGUCUGGCACAGCGAUACUACUUCCGCCAACGAUCUACCAGUAGCACCCACUUCCAUCAAAGCUUACUGGCGGCGCAUUAUAACAUUGAGUUGGACCGUGUCCAAAAACUGGCGUCACCUUUCCCACGCCCACCUUCAUUCAUUGAGACUGCCGAAGGAACUUCGUUGGAAAAAGGGAAGGACAAGUCUGCUCAACCUAGUGCGGUAGCGGGUGAUAAAUGCAAUGCCAACGACUUGAUAUCGCUGACUAAAGUACCAUCUGACAAGAUUACGAUGACAGAUAUUUCUCCAGCAGCUGAGAUUGGCACUGCUGAAUGGAAAGAUUGGGGAACGGUGCGAUUUGCUUAUUACCCACGUGAUGCUACUGUAGAGACAUCUGGCGGCACUUUAAAUACCUCCUCUCAGGUUCAAAUGACACCGACACCAUUGCGUCACAGAUCUUCUGAGUAUCAAAGCUCAAGGUUGCUCCAUACCUCGAGCGUGGAUGACUCUCCAACACCCACAACUCAAUCACCGGCAACGAGACAAGAGGCUACUAGAGGAAUGAAAAUACUGGAGAUUCCAAACUCUAAAGUUCUGUCUACCAGCACGGAAGAGCUUUUGAAGGAAAAUCUGGGCGACUUGCCAAAGGAGUCGGCCUAUGACCUCCUAAAUCGACUUCGAAUAGCUGCUGCCCUCGCCAAGUCUCCCGAGACUCGAAGGCAACUACUCGGCAUCAGACUCCUUGCCCUCAGUAAUUUGGCUUAUAUUUACCCGGAAGCUAUAUUUCAACAGAAAAUUCUCCAGCAAGACUCCGACGAACCCAAACGGCUCCAGCUAGCUUACCAACUUUCUGACUUCGUGCAUCUCGGGGUUGCUGGCGAUAUCAGCGCAUCUACGUUAAACCAGUCGUUCGCCUUAACGUGUUUAGAUGCUCUAGCUAAGCAUAAGACGCGAUCAGCGGACGUCUGUGCUGCCUUAAAUUUAAAUGUCAACCAUGGCAUUUUGAUGUUUCUGGUCCGGAAAACUGUUACCGAACUGGCGGCGGAAGAUGGCCUAGUUGAUGACAUUGAGGGAGAUGACUGGCGCGAUGCCCUAUUUGGUCUUCUUCGAACUCUUCCAAGUUCCGGGACAAGAGCUCCGGAAACAUUGAUGCCUGCUGGCCUGAUCCCCAUGUUUGUGGAUAUGUUGAAUCUUCGAACAGAAAAGGCCCGAAGAGUAUACCCCAGAGUUUUAGAGUUUCUCGACAACUAUGUCCACUCGGUUCGAGAUGCUUUGGCAACUCUAGCUACUGCAAAGGGCUUCGAUGCCAUAUCUGACCUUAUUGCAACCGAGACAAAAUCCGCAUUUGAUAUGGUGGGAGAGGGUAAAGGGAUUUCUGAGGAAUUUAAAACUCCAUCUACCGAUUAUUCCAUACCCUAUUUCCAACAACAGGCCAUACGAUGGUUGUUCAAAUUUGUCAACCAUGUAAUGCAACAUAAUAGCGGCGGGUUUGAACGUUUGAUCCGCAACUUCAUAGACUCCCCUCCUCUUCUUAGUGCACUUCGCCUUGUUAUCGAAAAUGCAAAGACCUUUGGCUCGCAUGUAUGGAGCGGCUCCAUUAACAUUAUGAGCCACUUCAUCCACAAUGAGCCUACCAGUUAUGCCGUCAUAGCUGAAGCCGGACUUAGCAAAAGCUUCCUCGAAGCCGUUAUGUGCAAACCGCUAGAAGUUCCGGAGGAGUCGGCUGAAGGGGAUAAGAAGCCUGCCAAACCCCAAAAUUUGUUCAACCCUGCAUCUACUUCAUCGGACAAUAAGAAUCUCCUGGACCAUCUUUCCAAGGCUCCAGAGCGUAAGGGGUCUGAUGGAAUCUUACCCUCAACAGAAGCUAUUGUCGGCAUACCAUUGGCAUUUGGGGCAAUAUGUUUGAAUUCGACCGGCCUUGAUCUAUUCCAGUCAUCUGACGCACUGGAAAGAUUUUUCGAUAUUUUCGAAAGUCCCGUACACGUGAAAUGCAUGAAAAAUGACUCGAAUUUGCUUCGACUGUUGGGAAAUUCAUUCGAUGAACUAGUGAGACACCACCCGGCUUUGAAGGCGUCGGUCAUGAGCUCUGUUCUGCGCAUGGUUGCCCGUGUCGGACUUCUUGGCAAGUACAAGGCAUGGGAAUCGGGACUAGGAGCGAAACUCUGGGUUGAGGACCAAGAUGGAAAGGAAUCUAUCUCUGGCGGUGUAUCUGCUACUAUCGGUGAUCUCUGCUCUGAUUUCUUUCAGAAUGAAGAUUACUGGCCUAGUGCCUCCGUCCCUAACCUAGGUAACGCCAGCACUAGCUAUCGAGAGCUCUUUGGGGAACCGGACACCAGCAAGUGGACUACCAAGGAUACUGAUGCGGAUGGCCUUGCCGUCACGGGUUAUAUCUUUCCAGUACUGAAAUUCUUAGGUGCAUUCUUCGAGAAUCAGGCUAUCUGUGCCAAUUUCAUAGAAAACGGAGGGGUUGAAUACGUCCUCGACUUUGCUGUCCUCCAGUCCUUGCCCUUUAGCUUCCAUAACAAUGAAGCGAACCACCAACUGGCUCAAGUCAUCCAUCUUAUGGCAGAGACAAAACCUCACCUAGUACUUCCACCCCUUCUCAACCGUACCCUCUCCGCCCUCGAUAAGCUUGAGCCAUUCUGGUCCAGUGACCUGGGAUCAGUGGGUUUCUUUUCCCCCUUUACAAGCCCUCUGCAAGCUUUCGAGUCCAGCCCCGAAGAGGUAGAAUUAAAGAUGAAAGGAACUUAUUAUGCCAAGCACCUUGUUGCUGUUGGAACAUUGACCAAUAUUCUCCGCGAAGUCUAUACUCCGCCAAUAUAUCCUACACGUCCAGCACAGCAGCCAUUACCAUUUCACCAGGUCAAUCUUGCUGAUAAGUAUGCCUUACUUUCCGAGCGUUUGGGGCGGCUGCAUGCUGCUUGUGUUUGGGAAGAGAUACUACUCCAGCAAGAUAUGCCUGAGGCGUGGAAUGAGGUCACUAAGCUUCCUGGAUUUAGCAUUGAAGCGCUGGGUGAAGGUCGAGAAACCCCACCGGCCAUUACAGCGGACGGAGGAUCUGAAGCAGGUGAUGUUGCUGCUGAGUCUCAUGCUGAAGAUACACAGACAGCACAGGGCGGCCGAGCUAAGAAAUCCCCUAAAGUCGACAACCCUGCCUCUACACAGUUGGAUAAAGGGGCAAAUGUGAAGAACGUUAAGACCCUUCGCUGGCUGUUGGGAACGGUCCCUACUUGCAUAACUGGAUUUUUGCACUCUCUAGGUCGUGGACUGGUGGCGAAACGGCGCGUCGACACCUACCAACGACAGAAAGCAGCUGUGGUUGCUGGCGCAAUUGCUUCUAUGUGCCUGACGAUGAUUCUUGUCGCAUUCAAGAGGCAAAACGGCAUACAGAAAAUGAAAGAAAUAGCUGAUAUCUUUCUCCAAGAAGUCAAGGAGUUGGCCCCAUUAGAGCACUCCACUUCAUCACCUCGAGACCGGCCAGCCAGACUUGCAUCAGCAUAUGGAGGAAUCAAAAUAAUCUUGACAUUCUUCUCGGAGAUGACUUCUGCUCGAUAUGUUCUUGACUCUGCUCAGACUUUAGCAAUGGCCAGUAAUGAUCGUGAUAGAGAGCGAUUUGAUACCUUCCUUCCUCAACAAUUCCUAGUUGAGCUUCGAAUGGAGGCCUUACCUCUAGUGAAAAGCAUGUGGACGUCAGAUUUUGUGGAGACGGCCUCUAGUUCCAUUGUCAAGUCGUUAAUUGAGAUCCUUCGCCUGGUUCUUGAAGCAGAACAUGAAAAUAAUGCUUAUCGCCGUGGAGAUAAUAUGCCGAGACUUCAAGUAGCAGCUCUCAGGGCAUUUGCUAUUCAUCCUGAACGCCUUGGUCAACUUGUUGAAAAGGGAUACGAUGAAUCUCUUGCCAGAGAAGCGCUCUACCGCUGCUAUAACUCCUCUAGUGCUGCUGAGGAAUACUGCAACGCCCAAAAAGGUGUUCGCACUCCGCCUAGAAGUGCCAUUCCAGACUAUGAUGCUGAAGCUGCAGUAGCGAAACCCGGCAUUACUUCCCAGGGCGAUCAUGUUUCAGGAAGCCGCACAGGUAACGAUACCAGCCCAGGUCCUUCUGCACAAUCGGCACAAGAUUUGGUUGAUCCUAUUGCAUCAAUUUUGGCUGAGAUACAUGCUGAGGCUACUGAAGCCAUGGAAACAGAGGGUGAUACCUCUUCUGAGGCAUCGCCACCUUCAAAUGCUAGAGCUGAAAGUUCGGCUGCUGCUGCCAGCACGGAAAGCAAAGCCAGUGAGGCUGCUUCUGCGGGAUCGCCAAAGAAGCGAGAAUUUGUAACAAUAGAUGAUCUGGACAAAGAACGAGAUAUCAUUCGCUCAAAUUUAAUAGAGCGAUGCCUGGAAGUUCUGAAUGCCCAUCACGAUGUCACCUUCGAGCUGGCUGACCUUAUUAACUCUGCAUCCAAGGUUGAAAACCCCUUCAACUUUAGGAGAGAGAUUGGAGAGACGCUGCUGCAUUUCCUAGCUUCUCUUCAAAUGGACGAGAAUUUUUUGACAGGAGGAAAGAAAAUUGCAGCGCAUGCGAGCCUUCUCGCCUUACUCCUACAGGAGCCACAGUUUUACGAGUCCACUCUCGAACCACUCCAAGAUAAUUUCUAUGUUUUACUUGGAUUUGUCAAAGUUCCACCUCCUACAUCAGAGAAAUCUCCCGAUGAGCCUUGCCCCUGGAUUGGUCAAGUUUUGCUUAUUCUUGAAAAAGUACUUGCUGAAGACGCCUCUCCUAAGGCCAUCCAAUGGAAUCCACCGAAUGCCGAUACCCCCGAGGAUUUUGAUGUUGCUGAGUUAGGGGAACCUCUUGUUUCGCUAGAAGGUAAAACGCAGCUCUUCGAUGCCCUUUUGGAAGUGUUACCACGGAUCGGUAAAGAUGAGUCACUCGCUCUGUCUGUUGCCCGGGUGCUCGUUAUGCUCACUCGGGAACGUGUACUCGCAACAAGGCUUGGAGAGCGCAGGAACCUUCAACGCUUGUUUGUCAUGAUAAAACAAUUGAGCAAUCCAUCCAACGAAAAGCUACAAAAUACAUUUAUGCUCAUCCUCCGACAUAUCGUUGAAGAUGAAGACACAAUCCGCCAAAUAAUAAGAAAUGAUAUCAUUACCAGCUUCGAUUCCAGGCCUUCUCGCCAGACAGACACUACUAAUUUCGUUCGCCAAUAUAGCCAUUUGGUAAUACGAGCCCCGCGACUCUUUGUUGAGGUGACAAAUGAGCUGCUGAAACUUUCAAGAUAUGACGCAAACCAGCGGCCUCAAACACUUGUUUUAAAGAAUCCAAAGAAGAUUGAUGGUUUGCAGUCGUCAGAAGAAACAGAUAAGCAGGAAGAAGCUAAGACCGAGGGAGGGCAGUCUCCGCGAGCAGCUAAGGAGGCUGACCAACAUGAACCUAAAGAAAGCAAGGAGAAACACAAGGAGUUGAAGACACCAAUUGUUGAGCAUCCAGAUGGCGUUGUCCACUAUCUUCUUUCUGAAUUGCUUUCAUAUAGAGAUGUUGACGACAAAGAGUCCGCCCCUGCUCCGCCCCCUGAGAAAACGGGUAAUCGAGCUGAGGAUAUCGAAAUGGCCACUGGCGAGAGCUCAUCCUCAUCUCAGGCUACAAACCGUGAGACUUCCUCGAAAAAGCCGGAGAAACCCCAAUUCAAGGCAGAGGACCAUCCUAUCUAUAUCUAUAGAUGCUUCCUCCUCCAUUGCUUGACGGAACUCCUGUCAUCUUAUAACCGCACCAAGGUGGAGUUCAUCAACUUUUCCCGCAAGGCAGAUCCCCUGGCAACAACCCCAUCAAAGCCACGGUCCGGUAUUUUGAAUUAUCUACUUCACGGCCUUAUUCCAAUUGGAACCAUGGAACAUGACGAAUCCAUUCCAUUCAAAAAGCGUGUUAAUACCUCAGGAUGGGCAAUGAAAGUUAUAAUCGCUCUAUGUACAAAGACGAUUGAAUAUGGCGGACGGAGAUCCCUUCCUUCGCAAGAAGAAGAGGUUGAGUCUGACUUGGUAUUUGUCCGAAAAUUUGUCCUGGAACACGCCCUGAAGUCCUAUAAAGAUGCUAGUGCUUCUCGGGAGCCACUUGACUCUAAGUACGCUCGCCUCAUGUGCAUGGCAGACCUUUUCGAUAAAAUGCUCAGUGGUGGUUCUGGCCCAGAUGGCACACCACGAACUUCAUCAGCUACUCGCCAGAUCGCUAAGACGAUGUUUGAGAAGAACUUUGUCAAUGCCUUCACUGCCUCUAUUGCUGACAUUGACUUAAACUUCCCAUCAUCCAAGCGCGUCGUGAAAUAUAUCCUACGACCUCUUAAUAAACUAUCUCAGACUGCCGUACUUUUAAGCGAAAGCGGCUCGAUUGAAGCGAAACCGAAUCAAAGUGAUUCUGAUGAAAUAUCGUCAGCAAGUUCGGUAUCUGAGUUUUCGUCGUCAAGAGAAGAAACACCCGAUCUUUUCCGUCACUCUACCCUAGGCAUGUUUGAACCACAUGAGGAAGAGACUUCUAGUGACGAGGAUGAAGAGGACGAGGAAAUGUACGACGAUGAGUAUGAUGAAGAGAUGGAGUACGAAGAAGACAUGCCAGAGCACGAUGGAGAAGUUGUCAGUGACGAAGAUGAGGAGGAGAUGAAUGAGCGAGGUCCAAUUGAAGGAUUACCGGGCGAUACUCCAAUGGAUAUCGAAGUUUUAAUCGACGGAGACUCCGAGGAUGAGGAUGAUGUGGACGAUGAUGAUGAAGAUGAUGCAGAUGAUGAUGAGGACGAGGACGAGGACGACGGCGAUGACCAUCUGGACGAACGAAUUGUUGCUGGUGAAAUUACCGGUGAUAAUGACAAUAACAGCCUCCAAGAUGGAGAAGAUGAAUGGGAAAGUGAUGAGGGUUCCGAAGAGGCAGACGAUGAGUUAGCCAUGAUGAACCAGCUCGAGAUUGAAUUAGGAGGUGGCAUGGGACAAGGAGAACACAACCGUCCCGGUCCCCCUCACAUAGAAAAUCUUCUGAGAGUCCUGGAAGAGACUGGCGCCACUGUUGAGCGCCUGGACCACGAAAUCGACCAUGGAAUGGAUAUGAGGGACCUUGGAGAAGAUUUUGUAGAGGAUGACUUGAAUGAGGAAGAAGCUAACUUUUCACCAGACGAUGAUGAAGAAGUUGACGAACUGGAAGAAGAAGUUGAUGAGUUUGACGACGAGCAAGCAAUAUACCAUGAAUACGACCAUGAUGAUGGGGACCUUUCAAACUCACCGUGGAGCUGGGAUGAGCCAGUUCUGACCCAGAACCGCGUUCCUUCACGGAAUAUUUCGUCCUGGAAUUUCUUCCCGGGUCAGAUGGCAAGUCGACAGGGUAUCAUACCAGUACCAGACUAUCGAACUCACCGGACUCAAGUUACACAACCGGGAAAUGAUGAUGGUGUUAACCCCCUUCUACGCCGUUAUGGUCGCCCACAUGAACAGCCGGCGCAAAGGCGAGGGCAAAAUGCGGAAGCAUUCAGUGACUGGGUAACUGCAAUGGACCAAAAUAGCCAUGGUAGGCUUUUGUCAAUCGAUAGCCCUGUUACAUUCAUGAAUGCAAUUAUGCAAGCAAUUGGCCAAGGAGGACCAGAGUUUGGCAUCAUACCCCGGCCUGAUGGAUUCCACCUUCAUGUGGAGCGUGGAUCCGUUCUCCCUGGCCGUCUCCAGGAUCUCCUUGGAUUAGGAAGAGCUCCAGCGGUUACUCCACGUUCUCGUGAUGAUCCAGGCCAGGCUGUUGCCUUCCCAACCGGCUCGACAUUAAAUCGUUGGCAGGAAGAAGCUCGACUUCAUUUCAACAACCUCUAUAUGGAAAGGGCACAGCGAAUUGUGCAGUCAAUUCUCAAACUUUUAAUUCCUCCAGCUAUCGAGGAAGACAAGCAACGACAAAAGAAAUUGGAAGAAGAGCGAAAGCGUUUGGACGAAGAAAAGCUUGAGCGGGAGAAACAAGAACGCAUUGCUCGAGAAGAGGUUGAAAAGGAGAAAAAACGGAAGGAAGAAGAGGAAGAAGCUAGAAAAUUGGAGGAAGAACGCCGUGCAGAGGAAAAUGCUCAAGCGGGUGAUGCUGAGCCAAUGGAAGACGUGCAGCCUACACCUGGUGCUGCGGAGCAGCCUUCUACUGAAGCUGCAGCCCCUGAAGCAGGCCCGUCAGAGCCAGUUCAAAGAGUUCACACGAUUAUACGCGGCCGCCAACUUGAUAUUACUGGCAUGGAAAUCGAUCCGGAAUACCUUGAGGCACUCCCAGAAGAAAUGCGCGAGGAAGUAAUCUUGCAACAACUUGCAGAACAACGUUCUCAAGCAGCCGUCGCCGGCGAAGAACCAAGCGAGAUCAACCCCGAAUUUUUAGAAGCAUUGCCGGCAGAAAUCCGAGAGGAACUCCUACAGCAAGAAGCAGCCGAUCGCCGUCGUCGAGAGCGGGAAGCAGCUCGUCGGCAAGCAGCAGCGAAUGGAGGUCCUCAUGCCGAAGAUAUGGAUCCUGCCAGUUUCAUAGCAACACUUGAGCCAUCAUUGCGACAAACUGUCUUGGCUGACCAACCUGAUGAUAUAUUGGCAUCACUAGGCCCAGAGUUUGUGACGGAAGCUCGGGCAUUGACUGGCCGCAGACUUCCUCGGUUUGGUGACCCGGUCCUAGACCCGCCUCCCCCGGCUCGUCAAACCCAGGAGCCCAAGAAGCCUCAACGCCGGCAGAUUGUGCAGGUCGUCGAUAAAGCUGGUGUAGCCACUCUACUUCGACUGAUGUUUAUGCCACUACAACCGAAUGCUAGACAUCAUGUAAAUGAUAUCCUACAUAAUGUUUGCCAGAACCGUCAGAAUAGAUCAGAAGUGAUCAGCCUCAUUCUGCUGAUCCUCCAAGACGGAAGCGCUGAUAUUUCGGCAGUGGAGCGAAGCUUCGCUCAUUUGUCAUUGCGCGCCAAAACGCCAACUUCUCAGCGAACUCCCCAAUCCCUCAAACGGGCUUUGUCGCUCCCUGCCCCCGGCGCCAACCAUGAUGUGACCCCGUUGAUUGUAAUUCAACAAUGCUUAGGUGCUCUUUCGUUCCUAACUCAGUACAACCCACAUAUCCCAUGGUUUUUCCUCACCGAGCAUGAAGCCGUCUCAGCGCUUAAAAUGAAGGCCCUACGCAAAGGGAAGGCAAAGGAAAAUAGGGCAAAUAAAUUUGCACUGAAUUCUCUUUUGUCCCUUCUCGACCGGAAAGCAAUCUUGGACAGUCCUAACUGCAUGGAACAGCUAUCCGGAUUACUUAGCAGUAUUACCCAUCCUUUGACAAUACUACUCCGAAGAGAAUCAGACAAGCAAGAAGAUUCCGAAAUUAAAGAGGCUGAGACGAAGCCCGAAACUGUGACCCAGCCACAGGAUGCAGGUGAAACCCAGGCAAGCAACCCACCAGAUACUACUAUGGCGGAGCCAACUGCCGGGACGACUUCAGAUACUGCCGGCCAACAAGAGCAAGCUGAAGAUGGAAAUACCGAGGGAGAUAAAUCUUCCAAGGAAGACAGAAAGAAGAAAGUACGAACAAUUGACCCUCCCGUGGUCCCAGAGUACAAUUUACGACUUGUGGUUCAUAUUCUCUCCGCCCGCGAGUGCAAUGGUAGGACAUUUAGAGAAACGCUUUCCACCAUCAAUAACUUGUCUUCAAUCCCGGGUGCAAAAGAAAUCAUUGGGAAAGAGUUGGUUGGUCAAGCGCAGACUUUGAGCAAAUCGAUAUUGGUCGACUUGGAGGAACUUAAACCUCAUAUUACCAAUGCGGAAUCUGGUACUGAUGUGCAGGGCAUGGCUCUUGCGAAAUUCUCGCCAGCAAGUUCCGACCAAGCCAAGCUGCUACGAGUUUUGACAGCACUCGAUUAUCUAUUUGAUCCUAGUCGAGACAAGGAGAAAAUAUCUGAAGCGGAGGCCUCUGAGAAAGCAAACACCCUGAAGGCGCUCUAUGAGAGUGUUACUUUUGGGCCCUUAUGGACGAAGCUUAGUGAUUGCCUCCACGCUGUUCAACGCAAAGAAUCGAUGCUGAAUGUCGCGACGACCCUUCUUCCAUUGAUCGAGUCACUCAUGGUUGUCUGCAAGAAUACCACACUGAAGGAUAUUCCCCUUUUCCCCAAGCAAGGCCGUGAGUUCUCCGUGUCAAGCCCACCCCCCGAUUCUGGUAUGGAGGGCUUGUUCUUCAACUUUACAGAGGAUCACCGCAAGAUUCUCAACGAGCUUGUGCGGCAAAACCCUCGACUUAUGAGCGGCACAUUCUCGCUCUUGGUCAAAAAUCCAAAGGUUUUGGAGUUCGACAACAAACGUAACUACUUCAACCGCAAGCUCCAUUCCCGCGGAACCGAGGUUCGCCAUCCCCACCCUCCACUACAGCUCUCUGUCCGCCGUGACCAGGUGUUCCUCGACUCCUUCAAGUCUCUAUAUUUCAAGACUGCAGACGAAAUGAAAUAUGGCAAACUUAGCAUCCGAUUCCAUGGCGAAGAAGGUGUUGAUGCUGGUGGCGUAAGCAGGGAAUGGUUCCAGGUCCUUGCCCGAGGAAUGUUCAACCCCGACUAUGCUUUGUUCAUUCCAGUCGCAUCUGAUCGCACAACAUUCCACCCCAACCGGCUUAGUGGCGUCAAUCAGGAGCACCUGAUGUUCUUCAAGUUUAUCGGACGCAUCAUUGGCAAAGCAUUGUAUGAAGGUAGGGUUCUUGAUUGUCACUUCAGUAGAGCAGUGUACAAGAGAAUCCUAGGAAAGUCAGUUUCCAUUAAAGACAUGGAGACUCUUGACCUCGACUAUUACAAGUCACUGUUGUGGAUGCUAGAAAACGACAUUACUGAUAUUCUUACUGAGAAUUUCUCUGUUGAGGUUGAAGAUUUUGGUGAAACCCGUGUCAUUGACUUAGUGGAGAACGGCCGAAAUAUCCCAGUCACCCAGGAGAACAAGGAAGAAUACGUUCAACACGUUGUUGAACACCGAUUGACAGGGUCUGUGAAAGAGCAGCUGGACCACUUCCUCCGUGGUUUCCACGAUAUUAUACCAGCAGACCUUAUCUCCAUCUUCAACGAACAGGAACUGGAACUUCUCAUUUCUGGGUUACCUGAGAUCGAUGUCAAUGAUUGGAAGAACAACACUGAGUACCACAACUAUUCUGCAUCUUCCCCGCAGAUUCAGUGGUUCUGGCGCGCCGUUCGGUCAUUUGACAAAGAAGAGAGAGCCAAACUUCUUCAGUUUGUCACUGGUACAAGCAAGGUACCCUUGAACGGAUUUAGAGAGCUUGAGGGAAUGAAUGGAUUCAGCAAAUUCAAUAUCCAUCGUGACUACGGUAGCAAAGACAGACUUCCAAGCUCACACACCUGUUUUAACCAGCUCGAUCUACCCGAGUAUGACAGCUAUGAGUCGUUACGCAAAUGCCUAUACACAGCUAUGACUGCUGGCAGUGAAUACUUCGGGUUCGCUUAA